AAUUCAUGAAUCAUACUGACAAUUCACAAUUUUUUUCUAGAAGCCCUGGGAGACGGAUGUGUGUCGAACUUUCUUUGAAAAUUAAGAAAUAAAACCACUAAUUGUAAUCACGAAUCUUUACUCACGCAAAGACCAAACGCACCCGGUAACUACGAGUUCGAACAACAAGCAAUUCCAGUUUUGGAAUCAUAUCCGCACGGAACAGUUUCGAUUCGAAUUGAUCCAUUUUCCACGGACAGCCAUUGUGAAAAAGUGAAGCUGAGAGCUAGCUGCUGAUGACGAGCACCAUCUAUUCAACGUCUGUAAACCAGACAAGCUGAAACUUGGUAGAGAUAGCUGCAGUGUGCGGUGAAAUACAGUCGAAUCUGCUAGGAUUUAGGUAACAAUAUUUUCGCUACUAAAAGUGUAAAACUAGCCUGCCAAGACUCGUAAUCGAAUAUCACAUAGGCUGCAAAGUGUGUUAAAGUGUGUGUGUGUGAAGCGCAAUAGUGCAGUGGUAGUGGUGAAACGAAGGAAGGCCGUGUUGCCAGUUAUUCUACUAUGUGACGUUUGAGCGAUCGAUUCGCGUUUUUAGCAGUGUGAUCUUUGUUUUGGUUUUACUUCGCUUCUCGACCAAAAAUAACACCGAAUUUCCCUAGAAGGCAUACAUUUUGUAGUGAAAAGUGAGAGCAUAUGCGCAUUGUUUGUCUUGCAUUUAUUAUGUUGAAUUCAUUCACGGUGCCGCUUUAAGUUUCAAUGUUUUGAUAAACGAUUUGGCAAAAUGUUCUCUGUGCAAUGUUUUGUUCGUUAACCGAGCGGGGUAGAGAAAAUAUGGUGCGUCAACUAGAUGGUUGUUGUGAUUUAAGUUUAAAUUCAUCGAUACCGACGACGAUUCGUACUUGAAUGAGAGAAAAUUUCCAAUGUGCGAAAGGGGUUUUGAGUGUUCGUGGAGUAAAAUAAAAGCUAGUAAGAAAGUGCUAAUAGGCAUACACUGACGCAUGAAAAUAGCCAGUUUUCUGUUGUAUUUAUAAAUAAAACAAAGUGCUGGGAGGGAACCAGCUGAUCGACGAUUAGCUUUCGUUUGAAGUAGGUGUAAGGCGGUGUAUAUUACGUGCACCACACCAGAACACGAACUGGAAUUUGAAUGCAAACAGCCAAGUUAUUUCCCUAUUCAAUACCAACGCAUAUAAAAAGGACUCAACUAAACAUACUUUUAUCUCAGAAAUAUAUCUGACCAAAUAUACCUGAAAAAAAAAUCGGCUGUAAGGAUAACAUUCUGGCCGUUAUCGACAGCGUUAUCCAUCACAAAAUCGAUUACCCAUUCAAAGUCACGGCAGCGAUAGUAGCUUCCACCGAUCAAGAAUAAGAUUUGUGGUAUAGGGGUAUGGUAUAUUUUCUGGGUGAUUGGGGCAUGGGAGAUAUUGAACGUACUACGGCGCAACAUGUCCCUACAAAUCUGCAGCAACUCAAUUUCCACAACCAUACCAGUAGCCAUCAGCAGCAGCAAUCGCAACAGCAACAUGAACAUCAGCUUCAGCAGUCGCAAUCUGCACAGUACAACAAUGUUGCCCAACAGCUACAACUGCAGCAACAAUCGCCGCAACAUCAGUCCCAUCGUUACGAACGGUCGAAUGUUGCCGGUGCUUUCCAUGUAACGAAAAGUGACAAUCUCUCCACGUACUUUAAAGAGGUUCAGCAACAACAACGGGCUCAGCAGUUUGAAGUUCUACAGAAUAACGGCAAACACAUCAACGGCAGCUUUCAGCAACACCUUCUGCGUACCGGAUCUGGAGAACAUCAUGAACAAGAGCACCACCAUCAAUUGCAGACUCUACCAUUUCACCACCAUAACCAGCUUCAACAGCAAAAGCACCAGCAACAUUCACACCACGAUGUCGAAAGUGACGAGGACGAGAUCGCCCUGUAUCCUCUCAACAAUCAGGUUGGCGGACAUACGAGGCUUCUGUUGCUAAAUCAGAGCACUGUGAUCAAGCCCCUUAACCUUCGAGAACUUGAGUUCUACCAAAACAUUCCCAGCGAUAUACAGCAGUUCGUUCCAAAGUACAGAGGUGUUAUGCAAGCAACUACCAUGGGUGGUUCUAAGCUUGAAAAACGCUAUUCACCCAGCUUCCGGGAUGAUCCUGUACGAAAGACUGCAGCAUCGAAAAGAAAGCGUGAAGAAGUGCUACGGAUGAAAAUACAUAAAAAUGGAAUACCUUCCGAAGUGUUAAAAAGUAUUGCACAGAUAGACAACUCUAAUAAACAAUAUUUUUUGAUGCUGGAAAAUAUAACUUCCGCUUAUCGGAACCCAUGCAUACUGGAUCUGAAGAUGGGCACCCGACAGCACGGUGAUGAUGCGUCGGCAGAGAAACGUAGCAAGCAAAUGGCCAAAUGUGCGGCCAGUACUUCGGCGUCGCUUGGAGUACGGCUUUGUGGCAUGCAGGUUUAUCAGGCAAAUCUUGAUCAUUACAUGAAGCGAGACAAGUACUGGGGCCGUGAACUCACCGAGGACGGCUUCAAAGGAGCGCUACACAACUUCUUCCAUAAUGGCUACCGGUUACGGGUGAAGGUUAUUGCGAAGGUGCUAGGCAAAUUGGAGCAGUUACGACGGGUUAUCGAGAAGCAGUCGAGUUAUCGCUUUUAUUCCUGCUCGUUGUUAAUUGUUUAUGAAGGAUUCGAAGAGAUGCCCACACCUAAUACCAAUGACUAUCAUUUGCUGGAAACGGAAUCAAACUCCUGCUGCUAUGAUGCGGACGCUUCGAACAGCUCAAUUGAGCAGUACCUGUUGUCCUCUUCAAACGAGGAAUCUCCAAUACCGUCGAACAUCACCGCGUGUGUAGAGCAACGUCGUAAAUCAUCGUCUAUGGCCUCGGCAAUAGCUGCAAUGGCAGCGGCAACAAAGGCUACUACGCUUACCACUACAGCAACCGCCACUCCUACCAUGCUGCCACCACCGGUAAUAGCUGCUCGUGUUGAUGAUAGUACAAGCCGAGGCAUUUUCGACGAUCAUCACUUCCGCAGCGUUGUAACGGACGAUGAUAAUAACCGGCAAAGGCGGAUCAACAGUAACCCCAGCUCGCACGAUGCCCUUACUCCCGAAACCAAGAUAAUUCCUUUUGUUCCGAUAUCGGAAGAAACGAUCUACCCUGGGGGACCUACGGAUGAAAGGUCAUCGUCGCCAAGUGAUGCCAUUCCUAUGCCGACUGCUGGAUCCUGUGCGGUACAAGGGCUCACGAGUUCCAGUCCACACUCGAUGGAUUCAUGGAUGAACUACAGCAGUAACAGCAACAGCAGUAGCGACGAUUAUGCUUCUGCCUUUGUGGUGCCGAACCAUCUGCAAAGUUCUUCUGCAGUCCAACCAGAUGCUGGCUCUGAUUUCGAAGUUAACUUCGAUGGGGAAGGCGUUUGUGAUCCAAUCGAUAAAAAAGACCACAGAAUGGCAAACGCCGGUGUAGUGGAUUUUAGUACCAGUAUUAAGUUCGGUCACAACAAGCUCGUGGAGCAGAGCAGCAAUAUUAGUAAUAACAACAGCACACCGAAUGGUACUAAUCCUAGGGACAACCACGGUGCAAGGAUGGAGAUGACGGAAGAUGUGCAUAGCGGAGUGGAACUUUCAAGCACGUUCGAGGAAGGGCAGCAUGACAACUCCGACGCUGGCUACCACGAGGACGAAGAGGUGGACGAUGACGAUGAGGAAGAGGGCGAGGUGGAUGAUGAAGAGGAGCGACAAUUGCUUCGACAAAAACUGUUGUCAAGCAACAGUUCCAAACGGCUUCGUGGCAAAGACAGUUGUUGUGCAGCUGGAUCUGUUGGUCCCGGUGGCAACAGCAUUGCCAAUAGCAACAGACCAAGCGACGGUCCCUGUGCGAUACCGUUACGGCGUAAACUUAGCUCCAAAUCGAAGUCUGGAUCACUGGGAGGUGGAGCGGGUAUUGGUAUGGGUGCCGGUUCAUCCGGAGGGACGUUGGCGGACGUACGCAUGAUUGAUUUUGCGCACACGACCUUCGAGAUUAAGAACGGCGGUGCAUCGCUGUGCAGCAGCACAAAUAUUAAGGUUCAUCAUGGACCCGACAGCGGGUUCCUACGUGGCCUCGAUAGCCUAAAGCGCAUCCUGUCUGAAUUAUGCGAGGAGUACUACUGAAGCUGCCAAAGAUGGCAAAGACAUGAAGCGGGCACAUAGUGCUACUAGCAUGGACUUGAUGGAGCUGUUUAUAGGUAGUGUAGGGAAUGGAAGAGCAAGCGCUUGUGCUACGGCUCAAGUACAGUUACGUGCAAUUCACGAUAUAACCGGUUAGUAAAAAGAUCGUGCGCCAUCGAUCACCAAUUCCGAACUCACAUUAAAGUGAUGUUUUUAGCUGAUACCUUCAAGUUGUUUUACAUAUGAUUUUUUUUUUAAAUUGAAAUCUCUAAAAAUAUUCAUUGGGAUAUUUGUCAAUUCUUCUUCUGAUCAGUUUUGUAUGAUUUUUAUGAAUGCGUUAUUUUGCCAUAGAGAAAAAAACCAACAAUACUGUACCGUAAUAAUGGUUUCCCGCUCUACGGUGUACUGCAGAUGUGAACUGGUCGGCAGGAUUGUUGUAUCGCCAUAUAGUGCGAUUAAAGCUAGGAUUGAUAUUCAUAAUCUCGCCAACGAUAGCUCGGACGACGUGAUAGAAAGGUGUAAUAGGGUAGCAAACGGUAAUAGGAGUUAGCAAAGAUCGCAUAUAGCUAUUCCGCUCGCAAGCUAUACGAUAGUGUAAUGGUAUGACAAACUACAUAUUUGUUGUUGUAACCAAAGCAAAUCACUGGGACGCAACGUAAUGGAAAUUAUGAAGGGAUAUUGUGAUACUGUGAAGCAUUUGUUUUGUCGGCUCUCAAAACUCAACAAAAGCCACCUAGCCCCACCCCUAUUAAGUUAACGUUAGUUUCAAUUCGUUCAAUAUAUUUCGUAUGUUUUAAAUGUUAUAUGUCGCAUGUAUCGUAAACAGUUUCAUGUGUGUAUUUAAGUGAAGAUAAAGGUGGUUUAAAAUAUGAUAGUACAAUCUUGUAAAUGUUUUACUUUUUCUCCAGCCUCCCUUGAUGUGUAUUCUCGUUUUGUCGUAAGCCCGUUUCGGCUACUUUUGGUGAAUGAAGUGAUAAAUUAGUAGCUUACGACUUUCAACCACAAUAUUGCUAUUAGUUUUGUACUUAUCUUGCAGGCUCAUAUAUUAAAGGAAUGAAUUUGAAUAAAUUGUACACUUCAUUUCCGUGUUAGGAAGUAUAUAAGGACAAAGUUCCAAUUUCAUUCUAGGCAACACAUUUAAUUGAUCCCUGAAUUAUAGCACGUUCGCGGCUGAACAAAAGCGGUUGUAUAGUGCAAGAGGGAGAAAGUCGUUCAACAUACACAUACGCAUACACCUGCAGUACAAUCAGCAAAGGUCGAUAUAGAUUUUUUUAUUCGUCAAUUCGCUUAUCGGCCAGUGGUAUAUGGUUUAGCAUUAAAUACAGGUUCAGAAUGCAAAUCAAAUGGUCCCUCCAUGUAUUGUCCAAAGAGAUUAAUCAACAUACGAAGAAGGAAAAGCAUUAUAACAAAUUAACCAUGGUUGUUGUAGAGUCCUUUCGACAGAUGGGAUUGUACCGUUAAAAGGAAAAAUAGCACACAUACUUUAGAUUGGACCGUUUGUCUAUCCUCCCUUUUCACGUUAGUCAGUAUUAUUAUAUCUGCUGGAUAUGGUAAACUGUUGUGAGUAGAUCUCGUUAUCUUGGUAUCUAAUAAUGCUAUCCUUGUUGUUAUGCAGAAAAUCCGUAGAGUUGCACAAAAUAAAUUGUACUUUUUAACAAACAAAAAAACAUGCUACAAGAAACAGGCAAACGAGUGGACGAACGUUGUAUAAGCGUUUAUGUACGAAAAAAUACACAUUCAAGCUCUACUUGUAUUGCGUCAAAUUCCUUACAAUGAGGCCGCUAUUUUUACUUCCAUUAAGCAAUGUGUACGUUUGGCAAUUGUCUAACCGUGUUUAAUUUAGCUCCGGUUCCUUCGCUUAAAACAAAAACAAAUGUUGCAAAAGUCUUUCAAAUCGUUGGCCCAGUAAUUCGUACGAAUAUCGACAGUUCCACACACGACUUGAAACACACUUGUUGCCAUCACUUUGUAAGUCGCUGCAAGUCGCUACCCAUCGGUACACUGCUCCUCGCUUUUGUAAUGUGUAAGGAUGUGUAAUUUAUUGUCACAAAAUAUGGAAAUAAUCAUUACUUUUAAUCGCACAUGUAUAUUGCAAUAGUUAAGAAAAUGUAAUGCAAGCCAUCAAAUGUGAACAGCAGCACAACCAUCAACCAAGCGAUAACAAACAUGAAGAAGAUGUGUACAAAUUACAUGUCGAUUAGUGUGCUGUAUUAUUGUGAUGGACUAUAGUAAAGACUUGUUUCUGCCGUUCUUAAAAUUGUUUGGGAACAAUGUUACCAAAAACUAAUCGAAUACAUGUUAGCAAUACUGAUUGGUACCACAGUUUCAUUGGUCUGCAGUGAUCGGCAGUAUUUUGCAAUUCCAUUGUUCCUGCUGUCGAAAGCAAGUGAAAUGAUUUGUCCAGUAAAAUUUGUAUGUAACGAAUUAGAAAGUGUUGGCUAAUAGAAAUCGUUUCAAAGCAACUUUCUUUGUUUUUGGAUAGCGGAAGCGAAAAGAAAAUCCGUCAAAUAUUAAUGCUCUUAACAGUUAUUAUUACAGGAGAAGGUUUGCAUUUUAACGAAAGUUUUUUGCUGCAAAUUGAACGGCUUUGCAAAAUUAAAACCAGAACAACAAAACACAACAUUUGCAUAUAAAUAUUGCGAUUGAAAAAGUAACAGUAAAAAAACAGACAUACAAAACAACCGAAACAAUUGUGUGAUCGUUUUGUGUUAAUUAACGGUGGAAGGUGAUGUAUCGCGGAGAAGAAAAAUGGAUUAGUAAACGGCAUAUUUAUUUGUAACAAAACUAAACAAAGAAGAUAAAAAAAAUUAAACCAUCUUGGAAGACAAAUUUCUGCCAAUGCUGAAAGUGUCUGUAAACGAGAAAACAAAACAAAAAAAAAUACUUGAAUUGCAGGAUGAACAGGGCGAAAAAGAUAUGAAAAUUAUGAAAUAACAAAAAAAAAGUAGCAUUAACAUACAUUGAUUUGAAAGACCUGAAUAAAGAUUUAAUCAUUUUGAAA
Molecule: messenger RNA, 7118 nt
Organism: Anopheles funestus (African malaria mosquito)
Lineage: Eukaryota; Metazoa; Arthropoda; Insecta; Diptera; Culicidae
Gene: Ip6k
Exons: 7
Coding region: 1364-4120 (918 amino acids)
Biological process (GO): inositol phosphate biosynthetic process; phosphatidylinositol phosphate biosynthetic process
Cellular component (GO): nucleus; cytoplasm
Molecular function (GO): inositol hexakisphosphate kinase activity
Source: RefSeq, a predicted model, not a curated record